Notodromas monacha is the source of this 1343-nucleotide messenger RNA. NCBI's taxonomy places the organism in Eukaryota, Metazoa, Arthropoda, Ostracoda, Podocopida, Cyprididae. The record is from the annotation of a GenBank genome assembly.
UGUUGAAAUUAACUUUCGCAGAAAAAAAAACGUAAUUCGCGUUAUUCCCUGGCCCUGCAUGGAGAAUCGCGAGUGCGUCUGCUGAAAUGGCGGAUAACGAAGAGUGUGCCAAUCGCGACGGCGAAGAAUCGUCGGACCUGGAUUGCGCCGUGUGCCUUCAGUCAUGCGUGCACCCAGUGAAGCUUCCUUGCGGACACCACUUCUGCUACUUGUGCGUAAAGGGCGUCGCGUUGUUGAGCAAAAAAUGUGCCAUGUGUCGUCAGGAAAUUCCGUGGGAAUGCCUGGACAACCCGGAAUUGUUGCGAGAGGAAGAGUUUAUUCGGUCCGCGUCGGAAACCUCUGCAGAAAAGUGGUAUUACGAGGGUAGGAAUGGAUGGUGGCAAUAUGACGAUAGGACGAGUGCGGAACUUGAAAAUGCAUUCACGAAAAAUGAGGCUGUCGUUGAAGUUCUCGUCGCUGGCUUUGUUUACAUUGUGGACCUCAUUCAAAUGACUCAGUGCCGUAAGAAUGGCAUGGGCCGGGUCCGUAGUGUGAAGCGGGAUUCUGGCCAAAUCCCGAACAAAAUCGGUGUCGCCGGUUUGCGUCUCCGGCCUGGCGGCGCCCCGAACAACCGCCGAAACAACAACAGGGACGCCGAUGGCGGAGAAAAUCCGCCGCCCGCUCCUCCCGUCCGCAACGCUUCAAUGCUCGCUGAUGUCGACGGGGCGUCGGAUAACCAGCUGCAGGACGCCGUUUCCACGCGUUUCCGCCAGCUGCGAUUGGAGUCGACCACUUCUCCGCCUCCGAGGCGUCGGCGUCCCCGUGAAUGACCGACUUGCCAUUUUGUUUCCCCCUGCAUUCGUGAUUCGCCCGUUCUGUUUUAAUGUCUGGAACUUGUUUUGGUGCAUUGAAGACAGUUUUUUUCGCUCUCCAAAGAAUUUAAUAGGUUGAUUCGAAAAUUAGAUGCUUUCCUGUCGCUGGAAAGCCUCCGAGGGUUUUUUUUUUUUUUUUUAUAGAAUCUCAAGGUUGGUUUUUAUUUAAAAUCAAUUGAUGGUGCAUUCAAUAAAAACCCGAACCCCGUUCUUUCCCCGACUUGAAGGGGUUAUUUUUAAUUAAAGGCGAAAUGGAAGUUUUUUGGAGGACGAUUUCGAAUGUUGAAGGCAAUAUCGAAAAGAAAAAAACAAGUUUCGGAGUUUUGAGUUGCGGUAGCCAUUUUGUGGAAUUCUUUUUGGAAUUUCCUUGUAUAUCUUCUCAGGAAAGGAAAGAGUGCAUCCGCUGCUUAAACGGAUGAGGAACGAUUUUGUGGUGUUAUUGCAAGAUCUUGGCGAUCGGGUCGGAGGAUUAAAAAUUUUUGAAAAACAGGA